AUGCCCACCGAAGUGCAUGAUUGUCAUCAAGACUGGAUCGGAAUGGAGUUUGACAACAUGCUGGCACAGAGUUUCCUCACGGCGGCGGAGAAGAGGGUUCUGCGAACCAGAGUCGGGACCACCUUCGAAGGCUUUUAUCAAGGGCCAUAUUCACUCUCGUCCAUGGAACCAGAUCUUUGCCUCCGCCCCGACACGCAGGCAAAGCCAACGAUAGCCAUCGAAAGUGGAUGGUCCGAAUCUUGGCCCCAUCUGCACAACGACAUGAAGGUAUGGUUGACGGGUGGAGCGCCUGUUGUCCGACUUGUCAUUCUUCUUCGAUGGUACAAGCUAGUUGGCAACCCUAAGCGUGUGAGGGGCGUCGUGGAUGUUUUCGAAAGAAACGCAGCGGGAAUACCAACGUUGAUUCAGAACGAGGGGCAUAGAUAUGACCGACUUCGCGAGAUCAGAAUCCCGACAUUUGAAGAAGAGAGGAAAGAUCUCCUCCCUGACAUUCUAUGUGCCCUGGCAAGAAAGUCCUAUGAGAGAUAUAUCAAAGCACCGGAUAUAAGACCGAUAUAG
Molecule: messenger RNA, 558 nt
Organism: Rasamsonia emersonii CBS 393.64
Lineage: Eukaryota; Fungi; Ascomycota; Eurotiomycetes; Eurotiales; Trichocomaceae
Exons: 3
Coding region: 1-558 (185 amino acids)
Source: RefSeq, a predicted model, not a curated record